Penicillium daleae is the source of this 2466-nucleotide messenger RNA. RefSeq lists its product as uncharacterized. Gene Ontology annotation, molecular function: sequence-specific DNA binding; DNA-binding transcription factor activity, RNA polymerase II-specific; zinc ion binding. The coding region runs from base 1 to 2466 and encodes 821 amino acids. The transcript has 4 exons. The record is from RefSeq and is a predicted model, not a curated record. NCBI's taxonomy places the organism in Eukaryota, Fungi, Ascomycota, Eurotiomycetes, Eurotiales, Aspergillaceae. Gene Ontology annotation, biological process: DNA-templated transcription; positive regulation of transcription by RNA polymerase II.
AUGACCCAGAGCGCCCAACCCUUCGCAGGGCAGCCAUCCCCAGAAUCCUUUUCAUUCGAGCCUCCGGACGGUCGCAUCGCGCACACAUUGACGGCCUGUACGAGGUGUCGACAGCGGAAAUCUAGAUGUGAUCCUGGAAUCCCCCGAUGCGCGCCCUGCGAACGAAGCAAUGCCAAAUGCGUGUACUAUGACUCGGCCCGCGACACCACCAUUCCUCGAACCUAUAUCGUGUCAUUACGGGAGAAAGCUCGCGCACUCGAGAAAGAGCUAGCCAAGGCCGAACGGGAAAUUCAGCACACGGCCGAUGCGGAGUUGAUGGUGCGGGGCGCUGGACGUAUCCGCUUCUCAGAUAAUGACGAACCCCGGUACCUAGGCGCCUCCAGUGGCAUUGCCAUGACGCGCCUUGUCAUGGAGAUUGCCAAGCAAAACACCGAUUCGAAGAGCAUCAAGGAUGUCGUCCCCGAGUUGACCGCCCAAGAAAUCAAGGCAGCCUUCGCUCAAGAGGACUCGAAACCCACCUCCAAAGUGUAUCCGAUGAUCAGCUCGAUUCCGUCGGACAGCUUACCACCGCGGAGCCUGGCAUACAAAUUGAUUGAUCUUUUUGUCGCAAAAGCCCAGGCAUUGCUCCCAACUUUACACGUACCCAGCUUUCGGCAAGAAGCCGAAGAGGUUUUCAAUGGAUCGACCGACCCCUGUCAUAACUUCCAACUGCGAAUGGUCAUGGCAAUCAGCAUGCAGAAGUUGAGCCCAGACUAUGCAGGCCUAGCCGACAGCUAUUACCUGGCUGCCUUGCCUUUUUUGGAACCGACGCUGAAACAGAUGGAUUUGCGGGCGCUGCAAUGUCUGGUCUUGAUUGCUCAGUAUUCAAUGUUGACCCCAACAAGGACGGCAUCGUUCUGGGUGGUUGGCACCGCCGUGAGAAUGUGCCAGGAGCUUGGGUUCUGUGAAGAAGCCACCAUUGCCCAAUCAUCCAACGGCCAGCCUCUCAGUCCAUUGGAGCUCGACAUGCGCAGACGGCUCUUUUGGAUUGUGUCAUCCAUGGAGUUUGGCCUAUCGCAUAGCUUGGGCCGGACCAGCGCCUUGAGCGUGACCCACGACAACGUGAAUGUGAAGUUCUUUGAGUUGGUGGAUGAUCGGUAUAUCACGGCCGAGGGAAUCAAUCCACACGCGAAACCCGUCCUUGGCAAGUGUAUUGCGAUUCACUUUUUAAAGAUGCGACUGCUCCAAUUGGAGGUGCGCAGGGCACUCUACCUGAACCGAUGCGAGACCCCAACCGAUGAUCAAGACCCCUGGUUCUCCCAGAUGCUGGCUAAGAUCGACCACUGGGUUGCCACUUGCCCUAAGAAUGACGAUGGCAGUGGCCUCAAUGUGAAGUGGUUCCAAGGUAGACGAAACACCAUUGUCAUUCUAAUGCAUCGCCCAUCGCCUCAAAUCCCUGAGCCGUCGGUCCAAGCUGCCAAGAUUUGUUUUGAAGCAGCGACCUUCAACAUUGCCAUGCAUCAAGAGCAAACCAUCACCGGAUCCGUGGACUUGACUUGGAUCUUCACCCAGUCCCUCUUUAUGGUAUUCAACACCGUUCUUUGGACACUUUCCUACCCCGAGAUCCGAAAAGAACAUCCUAUUGAGGAAGUUCAAAGUUAUCUGGACAUGGCCUUGGAAGUCAUUGUUUAUGCCGCUGAACGAUGGCCCGGUGUUCAGUCUGCAUUGAUCCUUUACAAGCGCCUAGUCGCGGCCUGUUUGAAGGCGUACAGCACCGAGGAAUCAUUUGUGGUCCAAUCACCUUCUAACCAUCCUACUCCAACCUCUUCGCAAGAUGUCACCACUCCUCCUCCCAUGUCGAGCCCAUCCACGAGCACGACUGCCUCUUAUUACUCGCAUAACUACCACAGUGGCAAUCAGUCAAUUGGCGAUAAUGCUUCAGCCGGUACUUUCUCUAGAGGUCCCUCCGCCGACCCAACAGGGCCCUACACACAGAUCACUCAAGAUUCAACCCCUCCAGCAUAUGCUCCGGAUCCGUCAAAACCGAUCGGAAUCUCUCCCGUUACCCCGGUAUAUGGCAUGCAGCCCACCGUUACAACACCUGGCUCUGCGCCCCAGUAUACAUCACCUGCUUACUGUGCACCACCCGGACUCUUUUCUGAUGUUUCUAUCGACCCUGAUACCCCAUACAACACGAUGCCUUCUAUAGUUCCUGGGCUCCAAGGGUGGGACCCCAAUUUCUCACUUGCCUCUACAACCGCAAGCCAUCUGGCCUACAUCGACGCGACUGUGGAUCCGAUGCAGUGGACAUCCUCUAAUGCGGACCAAUACUCGAAUUAUUUCAAUGAGCCUUUCCCCAUACCUCCCUGGCGAGAACGCACCCUCAGCCAACAGGAACAGAUCGAGCUCAUGGCGUCGCUGGAACAAAACAUCCCUGAUGUAUCUGCGCAAUUGGUCCGCGAAUCUAAUGCAUUCUACCAGUCUUGA